Molecule: messenger RNA, 5971 nt
Organism: Mobula hypostoma (lesser devil ray)
Lineage: Eukaryota; Metazoa; Chordata; Chondrichthyes; Myliobatiformes; Myliobatidae
Gene: gem
Product: GTP binding protein overexpressed in skeletal muscle
Exons: 5
Coding region: 138-1019 (293 amino acids)
Biological process (GO): negative regulation of high voltage-gated calcium channel activity
Cellular component (GO): plasma membrane
Molecular function (GO): GTPase activity; calcium channel regulator activity; GTP binding
Source: RefSeq, a predicted model, not a curated record
GAUCAGAGCGAAUUAGAACCGGAGCGACAGCAAUCCCAUUGAGGAUUAGGCAUAAAUCAGAAAACCCAGGCAGCCUCAGAUCGAAAUAAACCAGAACGCCGGAGUGCACGGGAGAAGGUGGCGGGGGUUGGGAAAUCAUGACACUGAACCACGCCAGACGGCGGGGUAGCCUGCCCCUGAGGCCUGCACCCGCCCACCAGCGCUGGAGUAUUCCUGCGGACGGCCGGCCGCUGUGGAGAGAGAGCGCGUACAUGGUGCGCUCCAGGUCCUGCCUCAGUCCGACUGAACCUUACGGGGGGAGCUGGUCCUCCGUCUCUUCGGACUCCGCCCUCUCCAUCGAUUCCAGCAACAGUCUGUACAGAGUGGUCCUCAUCGGCGAAGCGGGAGUCGGCAAGUCCACAUUGACCAGCAUAUUUGCCGGGUUGCAGCCUAAUCUGGAGAACUGCGACACGUCAGGGGAAGACACCUAUGAGCGAACGAUAACCGUUGACGGUGAGGGCACUACGCUUAUUGUAAUGGACACAUGGGAAAACAAGGAUGAAGACAGCUGGGUGCAGGAUCACUGUAUGCAGAUUGGCGACGCUUAUCUCAUCGUCUACUCCAUCACAGACAGAGCAAGUUUUGAGAAAGCGUCUGAGCUUCGUAUUCAGCUCCGGAGGACGCGGCAGGCUGAGGAUAUUCCAAUUAUACUAGUUGGGAAUAAAUGUGAUCUUGUGCGAUGUCGGGAGGUAUCAGUGGCAGAGGGGCGAUCCUGCGCCGUUGUUUUCGACUGCAAGUUCAUCGAGACCUCAGCUGCAGUUCAGCAUAACGUGCAGGAGCUCUUCGAAGGAAUUGUGCGGCAGGUCAGACUCCGGAGGGACAGCAAGGAAGUGAAUGAUCGGCGGAUGGCCCAGUACAAAAGGCGGGAGAGCUUUCCGAGGAGGGCCCGGCGCUUUUUGGAUAGACUGGUAGCAAAAAACAAUAAAAAGAUGGCUUAUAAAGUUCGAUCAAAAUCUUGCCACGAUCUUUCUGUGCUAUAAAAAAUAUGGAUGGCCAUAGUUAAAAUGGUGACAUCAGACUAUUAUAGUGAAGAGUUUGGUUAAUCGAUCUAUAUUAGAUUAUAUACUUGGACUCGGUUGGUUUACAGUUGUGUCGAAUUUGCGUUGUGACAGAAUUCAUAAGAACACAACUUCUCUGUGAGUAUUGGUCAUAGGACAUUACAUCACGGAAACAGACCAUUCAGCCCAUCUAGCCUGUGCCAAACUGUUUCUCUGCCUAGUCCUUUGACCUUGACCAUUGCCCUCCAUACCCCUCUUAUACAUGUACUCUACCUAUCCAAAUUUCUCUUAAAAUGCUGCAAUUGAACCCACAUGUGCCACUUGUCCUGACAGCUCGUUCCACACUCUCACCACGCUCUGAGUAAAGAAGCUCCCCCUCAUCUUCCCCUGAAACAUUUUACCUUUCACCCUUAACCUAUGACCUCUAGUUGAAGUCCCACCCAACCUCAGUGGAAUAAGCCUACUUCCGUUUACCCUAUCUAUACCCUUCAUAAUUUUGUAUACCCCUAUCAAAUCUCCCCUCUUUCUCCUACUCUGUAGGUGGAUAAGGUGGGUAAGGAAUUUGUUUCAAGGUCUCUCAGGGAUGUUGUCCCUACAUUGAUCUAUAAUUGAUAACCAGUCAUCCUAUCACUCAAACUUGAACAAAUCAAUAUCUUUUACUUGAUCUCCAGUGGCUCAGGUGUAGAACUGGAACGGGAAAUGGGAUGGAUCUUUUAAUUUAACACACAAACAUUCUGACAUGCUGUCCUUCAAAAAUACUCUCCUACAUCUUUGGCUGCAUGUCUAGGGAGGGGUAUGAAGGCUUAUGGUUCAGAUGUGGGUAACAGAUCAGCAUUGACUAGAUGAGCCAAAGGGCCUGUUUAUGUGCUGUAGAGCUAUGACACUCUUCUUCAAAAACACUUUCCAUCUUUGGAUACAUGUCCAUGGAGGAGUAUGAAGACAUACCGCAUGGUCCUGGUGUGGGUAACAGAUCAGCAUGGACUAGAUGGGCUGAAUAACCAGCUUCUGUGGUAGAGCUAUAUGACUCUGUCUCAUUAAUUAUCCAGUUUAUCACUGCUAUCAUUGAAAUUAUAUUCUAUUUAAUGUGUAUGUGGAGUGUAUGAGAUUGAAUUCCACUUAAUAUGAAUGAAUUAUAUUUGUAUGAAGAACUAAUUUGAAUAACCCAGCAUUUUUCUGAACUAUCUCUUUCAAAUAAUUUUUAAUUGUAACUAUCAUAUAUUUUCACAUAGAAUCAUUGAGGCACAGAGCACUACAGCAAAGAAACAGGCCCUUCAGCCCAUCUAGUUCAUGCCAAACUAUUAUUCUGCCUGUAUUUUUAAUAUAUAUUUUUCCAGGAAGGUUUUGUGCAUUUAUUAUAAACAAUUUAACCAAAAGUCUUUUUAGUAUGAUUAAUAUUAUUGUGGACAAAAUUUUGUAUUUAAGAUGGAAUUUUCUGAUUAUAAUCUAUUUUUAAGCAAAAUAAUGUUUAGUUAUUUUAUGAUGAACUUCAAUUUAUAACUUUGUGUACAGUGUGCAGGCUUGUACUUUGAAUCUAUAUUUUUGUGUAUAUUGCAAUAUGCAAGGCUGUUAAAACAGCUGUUUUCCAGUUGGCCUAAUGGGGGCCAACAAGAGAAAUAAAUUCUGAUUUCCCAAAAUACUGUUCAGGAAAUGUAGAGGAGGCUUGACCCAAAUGUAGAGGAACAGAGACAUUUAAGCUAUCACUUUACUAAUAAACUACAAAAUAACAAGCUGCGAGGGGCCACAAAACAAGAAAAAACACAAGUCAACAAGGCUGGAUGGUCCGAUGAGAGAACAGGGACUGCGGAUGAGAGCUGGGUUUCGAUAGGUUGCAGGUGACGAGUUGGAAAUGAGUGGCAGGUGACUCCUGUUAGCUGGGUGGAACUUGGGAGUAGUCUGCCUGUGCAGGUCUGGCAAAUAUUCAGUUUACAGAAUGAUAAUCCCAUUAAAGUUCACUGCUUGUUUGAACUUGCUGCUGAGCUUUUAUUAAGAAUACUUAAUGAGAAUGAAUUUUAUUAGUCACUUAUCCAUUUUGACUUUGCGUUUUCAUAGUGAAGGCUGAAUAACAACACUGAAAAUUAAACAUUUUGCAAUCUUCAAGUCCAAGUUCAAGUUUAUUGUCAUCUGACUGCACAUUUAUACAAUGCUCCUCCGGACCACAGUGCUCCCACAAAACAUGUAUCACACACAGCACAUGAAACAAAAUAUUACCCCAAAUAAGUUAAUAAAGUAUACUUCAAAGAGCAUGUAGUGCGCAGCAGAGGUAAAUGGUAAACAGCUCACUAUCUUAGGGAGGAGACCUCGGCAGUGCAUUCAUUCGUCUCUCAGCCUGAGGGGAGAAGCUGCUUUGAAGUUGGUAAUUGUAUGCAACAGUUGUACAAGAUAAAUCUGGACAUUUGGUGGGAGAUGUUACCAGCUCUGUCCUUUGGUGGUGGAACAACAUUGUUAAUUUAAGGCACAUCCAGAUUUUCUUGCCUCUGCUCUAGGUGAACUUAAUUCAUAUUUUGUCUGAAUACAUACCAUAAUCAGAUAAAUUUAAAUAAGUUUUUGAUUGGUUGGAUAUGAACAGUGUAUGAGUUACAGCCAGCUAAUACUCACUCAGUGGCCACUUUAUUAGGUUCCUCCUUUUGAAAUGAGAGGCAACGUGGAUCAAACUAAGUGCAUAUCUUCAAGUCACCUACACUCAAUGGCCACUUUAUUUGGUACCUCCUGUAUCUAACAAAGUGGCUGCUGAGUGUAUGUUCAUGGUCUCCCUCUGAUGAAGCCCAUCCACUUCAAAGUUCAACAUAUUGUGCAUUCUGAGAUGCUUUUCUGUGCACCACUGUUGUAAGGUGUGGUUACGUAAGUUACUGCCAGCUUGAAACAGUCUUGCCAUUCUCCUCUGACCUCUCAUUAACAAGCUGCUUCACCCACAGGACUGCCACUCACUGGAGUUUAUUUCUGAUUUUCACACCAUUCUCUGUAAACUCUAGAGAUUGUUGUGCAUUAAAAUUCCAGAUCAGCAGUUUCUGUGAUACUCAAACCGCCCUAUCUGGUACCUACAAUCAUUCAAAGUCACUUGGAUCACAUUUCUUCCCCAUUCUGAUGUUUGGUCUGAACAACAACUGAACCUCGUGACCAUGCCUGCAUGCUUUUAUGCAUUGAGUUGCUGCCAAAUGAUUGGCUGGUUAAAUAUUUGCAUUAACGAGCAGGUGUACAGGUGUAAUGAAGUGGCCACUGACUGUAUAAAAGACCGAUGGUGAUUCUGCACAGUAAAGUCAAUCACAAAUCAUUUUGGGAAAUGCAGAAAGAACAACAGUGUUAUUAAAAGCAUUCUGAUGAUUAACAUGACAGAAAAUUCGUGACAGAAAAGAAUGAAGCAGUUGGUUAAUGUAUUGCAGUAAAAAUUUUUGGUGAAAACCACAGAUCAAUUUAUUUGAGAUAAUUCCCUAUUUAUAAUUAUUUUUCAACAUAAUUCUUCACCUGGAAAUACUUAAGUAAAAAUAUGAAGUAUAGGUGUGACUUUGAAUGAAUGUUAUAAUCUAUCUUUGAAACCAGUCACCCAUCCCCCUCCCACAUCCACAUACCUUCCCUCUCACCUGACUUCACCUAUCACCUGCACGUUUGUACUCCUUUUCCCUUUUUUUACUCUCUCCUUGCACUGCUUGUUUAAUUUAAUUUUUAAUUUGUAUACUUCUAAUUGUAAUUUGUACAUUUUAUUGUUACAUAUUGUACUGCUGCCACAAAACAACAAACUUCAGAAUAUAUGCUAGUGGUAUUAAGGGCAUAAGAUAUAGGAGCAGAAUUAGGCCAUUUGGCCCAUCGCGUCUGCUUCACCACUUUCAUCUUGGCUGAUCCAUUUUCCUUCUCAGCCCCAAUCUCCUGCCUCCUCUCCGUAUCCCUUCAUGCCCUGACCAAUCAAGAAUCUUCCAACUUCUGCCUUAAGUAUACCCGAUGAUUUGGCCUCCACAGCCGUCGGUGGCAAUGAAUUCCACAGAUUCACCUGAUUAACACUGAUUCAGAUUCAGAUUUCCCCUCCCCCAACAUUCUGGCCUCUUCCCCCUUCCGUUUCAGUCCUGAUGAAGGGUUUCGGCCUAAAACGUUGACUGUUAAUUCACUUCCUUAGCUGCUGCCUGACCUGCUGAGUUCCUCCAACGUUUUUUGUGUGUGUCACUUAUAACUCUGUUAUGAAACGUUCAAUAUUAACGUGUGAAUUAACACCAGAGAUUCUGUAGAUGCUAGAAAUCCAGAGUAAUACACACAAAUGCUGGAAGAACUCAGCAGGUUAGGCAGCAUCCAUGGAGUGGGGUAAACAGUCGACAUUUUCUUUUUUCCUUUUCCCCUCUCCCUUUUCUCUUCUUCUAUUCCCCACUCUGGCUUCUUUUCUCUUCUCCUCACCUGCCUAUCACCUCCCCGUGGUGCCCCUCCUCUUUCCCUUUCUCCCAUGGUCCACUCUCCUCUCCUAUCACAUUUCUUCUUCAACCCUUUACCUUUUCCAUCUAUCACCUCCCAGCUCUUAACUUCAGUCCUCCUCCCUCACCCACCUGGCUUCGCCUAUCACCUUUGAGCUUGUCUUCCUUCUCCUCCCCCCCCACCUUCUUAUUCUGGCUUAUUCCCCCCACCUUUCCAGUCCUGGUGAAGGGUCUCGCCUGAAAUGUCGACUGUUUAUUCAUUUCCAUAGAUGCUGCCUGACCUGCUGAGUUCCUCCAGCUUCUUGUGUGCGUUGCUCUGGAUCUGCAGAAACUCUGGUGUGUUUUUGAAAUUGGCCCCCUAUUCUGCAGCUCUGAAGUCACAAUUUGUAAAGAAAAUUGUUAAAUCUUAUUUCUCAGGUUCAGGAUCUUCCUCUAAGCGGUGACAUGAUAUAUGUUUAAUAUUUUAUACAGCACUAUUCGAUGACAAAGUAUAUGGUUUAUUGUUUAUACUGGAAUAUUCUUUAAAUCAUUCAAAUAUGCAUUCAA